Messenger RNA from Dicrocoelium dendriticum, 687 nucleotides. The record is from the annotation of a GenBank genome assembly. NCBI's taxonomy places the organism in Eukaryota, Metazoa, Platyhelminthes, Trematoda, Plagiorchiida, Dicrocoeliidae.
AUGGAUAAUUACCGGCCAAUCUAUCAUACCCCUGUAGUAUCCAGAACACUAGAGAAACUGAUUAAGAAUGGUGGGAUGAAGUUCAUCAAUUCGCUGGAGCUAAUAGAUAGAUCAAAGCAUGGUUUCCUGAACAAACGAUCAUGUGUAACCUGCCAAUUACAUUAUCUAAACCAUAUUUCGAAUUCUAUUGACUCAGGAUACGCAAUCAUACUUCUGUUCCUGGACAUGGAGAAGGCAUGCGAUCGAGUGCCCCAUAAACGGCUGCUGAACAAGAUUGCUUCCUUUGGAAUUCAGGACACACUCCUAGGCUGGCUAUUGUCAUACCUGAGCGGCCAUUCUCAGGUAGUUAUUAUAGCCGACCACCGCUCUUCACCAAGUCCAAUCACUAGUAGUGUUAUUCAAGGGAGUGUACUUGGUGCGUUACUGUUUUUGCUCGACGUCAAUGAUAUCAGUGCGGUUAUCAGUCAUGGCAUGCUUUUCCGAUUUGCAGAUGACAUAAAGAUACUCUACAGAUUUCGACGAGCUGAACUUCAAGAUGCACUACUGCUCAUACAGAAAGACCUCCACUCCCUUGAGAAACGCUGUGGCACCUGGAUGAUGAAGUUCUCGGCGAAAAAUUCUGGCAUCAUGUAUUGCGGCUGUUCGAUACCCGAGGGAUCAAUUACACUCAACGACGAACAAAUUUGU